Messenger RNA from Scleropages formosus (Asian bonytongue), 2083 nucleotides. Its product is annotated as gamma-glutamylaminecyclotransferase-like. The transcript is spliced from 3 exons. The coding region runs from base 559 to 1095 and encodes 178 amino acids. Gene Ontology annotation, cellular component: cytosol. NCBI's taxonomy places the organism in Eukaryota, Metazoa, Chordata, Actinopteri, Osteoglossiformes, Osteoglossidae. The record is from RefSeq and is a predicted model, not a curated record. Gene Ontology annotation, molecular function: gamma-glutamylaminecyclotransferase activity.
AGGUUACAAGUUUAGACGAUGGCUUUGCCCAAGGCACCUUACAAUGUUAGCCUUGUACGAUACACAAGUGCUGACAAGGUUACAAGAUACAAAUCAUAUGACGUAAUCAUUACACAACAACCCAGAACUGUCAAUGUACCGACACGGCCGCUGAAGGGAGCUUUGUGAUUGGUCCUUUCACUUCCCAUUUCGCUUCUUCACCAAUCAGAGAUCAAGCAUCGCUAACGCGUUUUGGCGAAUGUUUAUCACUUUUGGGUUAUAUUUUUUUAUAUAGGAUUUAAACUGUAACACUUAAGGGUUUAAACUAUAACACUUAAACGAAAACAAGUUAGGCGAUACGUUACGUAAUACUCAGACGUGAGCGUUGCGGUUGCCACGUGAUCCACGGCGGCUCCAGUAGUUUUGCGCUUCCGCGUAGCGCUUCGGCUCAGUCAGGUGCCGUAACCCCUGCGGUUCUGAGUCCGUGGUGUUCUCGCGCCCCGGAGCUCGAGGCAGUCAAAGGUGCCCUGGACACGUUAGGUACGUAGGCCAAGUUCGCUACCAUAUACCUUGUGUUUAAUGGGAAGGACAAAGGCAGCUUUGCUUUUAUUAUUACAGGCUCAUGUGACUCUCGAAGCCCACAUGACCCAUGUCUUUGUGUACGGAACGUUGAAGAACAGCCAGCCAAAUUUCUUCCAAAUGAUAGACAAGAGCAAUGGGAAGGCGACGUUCUGUGGCGGCGCUCACACCGUUGAGAGAUUUCCACUGGUGAUCGCAGGCAAAUACAACAUCCCAUUUCUCCUCAACGUCCCGGGCAAAGGCCAUCGGGUCAAAGGGGAGGUCUACUGCGUCGACUCUCAGAUGCUUCAGUUCCUGGACAAAUUUGAAGGCUGCCCUCACAUGUACCAGCGCACGUCUGUUGAUCUGGAGGUCGAGGACUGGGUGGGAGAGAGUGGUACAUGUGGGUCAAAACUAGCUCCAGGCAGUCGCAUGAAGGCCUUCGUAUACAGCACCACUACCUACCAGCCGCAGUGGCUAACGCUCCCUUAUUGGGAGAAUUACGAUGCCUAUGGGGACCAUGGCCUGGCUUUUGUUAGCCGUGAAAACAGGGAUUAAUUCAGGGUUAAAGAUUAUUCUAAUAACAAAUUUUGACUUUAAAAUCUAUUGCACUUUGACUCAGUGUCUUUAAUGUAGUUUAUAAGUAGCAAGUUAAAGCUAUAUUAUUCGUUUAUUCUCUUUUCCAAAGUGACGUACAAGAUUAGAAGGAGAGAUAUUCUUUUAUCAUUAACAGAGAUUCAGCCAGGACAGAAGGCUGUUUUUGAAAUUCUUACGUGCUGUGUCUUCAUUUAGUGUUUCAGUAUCGAUGAUGGUUACUGGGAACACAUUACUCCAAGUAAUAGACAGAUAUUAACAGAUAAGUAAUCUGCUUUCUCUUAAGAAACAGAUGUACAGCACAACAGAAUCAGUUUAUUUUUAAUGUAAUUCCACCGAGUUUAAGCAUUGACAUGACAGCUAUUAGAAUAAAUCCAAAACGGCUGGUUGUGUUCGUUGUCUCUUCUUUUUCAAAAUAUGUUUAUUGUAGUCAGUGUGUAUAAUGUCAUUGUGAAUUUUGCACUAUAAUGACAUUGCUUUGGGUCACCUUGUACUUCAAAAUCAUUGCAAGAAAGGCUGUUACAAUUAUGAGCUUGUUACUUAGGUGAUGUCUUUGUCCAAGGUGAUAUUCAAGGUUUUGAAAGUAACUUUACCGGUUACUUAGAGUGACACACCCAUUUUUACAGAAUGACAUUACUACAGUAAUUCAGAGUGAAUACCUUGAUCAGGGGCAUGGCAGCAAAAGGGGGAUUCGAUCUGGGAUAUUCAAACUUCAAGGCAUACACAAUUAUGAAAGGGGAAAGAGUUAUAAAUAUGCCUUUUGGGUGCACUUUAGUUCCCUCAGUAUAGUGUCCUUUCUAUUAAGCUCCCUCAGGGUGUUUAACAGAUAUUCUACUAAAUGUUUUUUGCAAAAAAAGGAUAAAAACAAGCUUGCAUUUGAACCUAGAAAAUGGUGUGGUUUGGAGGAUUUGUCAUUGCCAUGUCACUUCCAGCAAAGUGAUGAUGUGAGAAA